Molecule: messenger RNA, 1324 nt
Organism: Cyprinus carpio (common carp)
Lineage: Eukaryota; Metazoa; Chordata; Actinopteri; Cypriniformes; Cyprinidae
Product: olfactory receptor 52A5-like
Biological process (GO): G protein-coupled receptor signaling pathway
Cellular component (GO): membrane
Molecular function (GO): G protein-coupled receptor activity; olfactory receptor activity
Source: RefSeq, a predicted model, not a curated record
GUGUUUUCUUUUUUUGUUGUUGUUGUUGAGCUAUGCUUUAGAUUGUCUUUAAAAUGUUUACAUUUUUAUGUAUUUGAGAAUGAGAUUAAUUAAACAUAUUAAUCAUUAAUAUGAUUAAUAAAUACAUUCUGUAUAAUGAGAUUAAAUAGCUUACAAAUUCUGAGGAAUAACUGCUGCUUAUUCUUGUUACUUUAUUUUUGAAGGUCUGUACUGCAAACUUUUAAAAAGUGGAAUGGGUGACCGAUCAGUCAACUUCUCUUUUACUGAAUUCCAGUUGAUUGGAUUCACAGACCUAAAAGCGUACCGGCCGCUACUCUUCAUUCCAUUUUGCAUCAUCUUAGUUUAUACAUUAUUUGCUAAUGGCAUUUUGAUUAUCAUUAUUGCAAAAGAGAGAAAAUUACAUGCUCCCAUGUAUAUUCUAAUUGGUUUGAUUGCAGCUUUAGGGUUUUUUGUGCCAAUAUACUUUAUUCCAAGGAUGUUGGUUGGUUUUUUGUGGGAAAUGAAUACAAUUACGCGGCAUGAAUGUCUAAUACAAAUGUUUUGUCUGCAUUUUUCUGCUUGUUUUCAGUCCACCAUCUUACUUGGGAUGGCUGUGGACCGAUAUUUUGCUAUUAUUUAUCCUUUGCGUUACAGUGAUUUUGUAAAUUUGACAAACUCGCUUAUUUUCUUCGCAAUUCUUAGCAUUCGGAAUGCUCUUAGCAUUAUUGCCAUGGUUGGUCUAGUUGUGCCCCUUACCUUUUGCAGAACAAAUUUGAUUUACCACAGUUUCUGUGAGCAUACAUCAGUUGUUAAUCUAGCUUGUAAUGAUAUUACUAAAAACUAUUUAGCUCUUACAGUAGCUUUCGGUAUAACAUCUGCUGACUGUCUUCUGAUUUUUUGCUCUUAUGUCAUCAUUUUUGUUGUUAUAUUUCGCUCACCUUCUGGUGAAUCCCGCCAUAAAGCCAUUCACACAUGUACCACGCACAUAAUGACCAUAGUAAUUGCCUAUAUCAGUGUUACCGCUGCAUUUGUUGGGUACAGAGUAGCUACAAUACCCCGAGAUGCACGUAUCUUAACUAGCACAAUGUAUCAUCUCGUUCCUGCAAUAUGUAACCCUGUCAUUUAUGGUCUCAGAACCACAGAAAUUAGAACUCAAAUUGUGAAAUGUUUCAAAUGUAAUAAAAUUGCCACAUAUUGAUUGGCAAAUACAAUGCAUGAAAGAAAUUUAUAACAAGAAAGUUGAUUAUACUGUUUUAUAGAUUUGCUGUUUUGUUCCUGUUUUCUAUGUUCUUGAUUCUUUAUUUAUUGCAAAGGACACUGCUAAUGUUGUACACAUUUUUCUUGU